Messenger RNA from Coregonus clupeaformis (lake whitefish), 2215 nucleotides. Its product is annotated as zinc finger protein 501-like. The record is from RefSeq and is a predicted model, not a curated record. The transcript has 6 exons. Gene Ontology annotation, molecular function: DNA-binding transcription repressor activity, RNA polymerase II-specific. Lineage: Eukaryota; Metazoa; Chordata; Actinopteri; Salmoniformes; Salmonidae. Bases 1010 to 2215 code for a protein of 401 amino acids. Gene Ontology annotation, biological process: negative regulation of transcription by RNA polymerase II.
GAAAUACAGUAAAUGCAUACAUUAACGUCCACUAAAGAAGAAUUUCGUCAUUACAUAUCUUUUCCGAUAUGUGAGGUAAUUUAGUUGUUCUCUGUAAUAUCGUAUAGCUUUGGAAUCGUGACAUUUCCUACUGUGGAGAAAAAUAUGCCGGUUUCUCGACUCUGAGAAGGGAUUGCGUGACCCAGCAUGACAACGUGAACGCGAUUGUUCGACAGUCUGCUGGGUGAGGCGUUAUACGUUCCUCCAUUCAUUGCCGAAUGAGAUUAUAAGAUCCUCCUUUCUCUAAUAGCUCUGCAACGAGCUCUUAUGUCGAGAUAGGUGUGUAUUUUGCUACUGCAUGGCCAGUGUGAGCCAGAAUGCUAACUAGCCAGCUACAUGUGAGUCAGUAGUUGUCCUUCCAAAUGCGGUGUUCACUAGAUAAACUAGCUAUGACUUGAACAUAUGUCAGAAAACGAACUAGUAGCCAGUUGUUGUUGUCCAUGGUGGAAUCAUAUCUAACCCACAGGCUCAUUAAGCAUAUGUUAUGUACCAACACGAGCUCCCGAGUCUAGCUAACAUCGCGAAUAAGCAUUUCGCUACCUAGCUAAACUGUAUUAUAACAAAACGGAUUAUAUGAAUCAAACACUGUAGCUAGCUGGCAAGCCAUCCUCGACGACAAUAUUAUUGUGGUGCAGGAAUAUCAGAUUCGUGUUUUAAUUUUAUGUUAACUGUAGUAGAAGUUGAUGGUUAUUACUGGUUUCAGAUCCAAAGCAAGAUAAAUUGUCCGCCAUGUUUUGUGUUUGGGUAAGGAUUCAUGGUGACGUCAGCACUUAAGAAAGGUCAACCAAUCACUCGACGGGUUCUAUGUCGAGACUCAUGAAUAUUCAUGACAUUGCCCCUUCCUGCUGAAGGAAAUGUCGCCUCCCGGCAACCCCCUUGUGAACACUUAAAACAAAGGAACUGUAGUACUGUAGGCAACACAUUUCUUGUCUAAGACAAGUUGUCUGAUGGAGAAACAAUAGGUUCCACAAUGGAUCCGGACAAAGCUAGCCCGUUCCCCUCCACCCUCCAGGAGUCCCCAGGUCAAACACCUCCUGGUACCACUUUACUGCUGCGUCUGGUCGACUGCAGGAAAACACCGGGGCAGAGUGGAACUGAGAGGGGAGGAGAAGAGAAGGAAGAUGGAGAUUUGAUUUCAUUAAGGGACAGCCCUAACCAUUGCUCUCUCAGUGGGAGGGGCUUAUCAUCUGGGGAGCCUCAACAACAACACGAUGCUGACAAGACGUCUCUCCAGAAAAGUCACUCCAGAUCAGAACAUCUCAGUAAACACCAGCAGAGACUUAUAGGGAAGAAACCUCACCACCGCUGCUCUGACUGUGGGAAGACUUUUGCUAAACAGAGAGAAUUGAUAAUUCACCUGCGUAUUCACACUGGAGAGAAACCUUAUAGCUGUGAUCAGUGUGGGAAGAGCUUCAAUCAAUCAGGACACCUGACUACACACCAGCGCAUACACACAGGAGAGAAGCCUUAUAGCUGUGAUCAGUGUAGGAAGAGCUUCACAAAUUCAGGACAACUGACUACACACCAAUGCAUACACACAAGAGAGAAGCCUUAUAGCUGUGAUCAGUGUGGGAAGAGCUUCAAUCAAUCAGGAUCCCUGACUAAACACCAACGCAUGCACACAGGAGAGAAGCCUUAUAGCUGUGAUCAGUGUGGGAAGAGCUUCAGUCAAUCAGGAACCCUGAGCACACACCAACGCAUACACAGAGGAGAGAAGCCUUAUAGCUGUGAUCAGUGUGGGAAGAGCUUCAAUCAAUCAGGAUCCCUGACUAAACACCAACGCAUGCACACAGGAGAGAAGCCUUAUAGCUGUGAUCAGUGUGGGAAGAGCUUCAGUCAAUCAGGAACCCUGAGCACACACCAACGCAUGCACACAGGAGAGAAGCCUUAUAGCUGUGAUCAGUGUGGGAAGAGCUUUGCUGUAUCCGGAAACCUGACUACACACCAGCGGAGACCCAGUCUAGUGUAUGACAACGUCUCAGGCAUGGCCAUGGCCCCUACUGCAGCACAGACGAGCAGGAAAGAGGAUGAGGACGUUCAGUACGAUGUUGUGAAAUUCAACACCCCCAGUGCUUCCACUCGACCUCCAGCACAAGAAGCUGAGGAGGACCCCUCUGUGCUCUAUAGAACAGUCCACAAACCCAGAACCAAGAAGACCACAAGCAACAGACCUUAA